This is a messenger RNA of Lobosporangium transversale, 987 nucleotides long. Its product is annotated as S-adenosyl-L-methionine-dependent methyltransferase. Lineage: Eukaryota; Fungi; Mortierellomycota; Mortierellomycetes; Mortierellales; Mortierellaceae. The record is from RefSeq and is a predicted model, not a curated record. The coding region runs from base 46 to 948 and encodes 300 amino acids. The transcript has 2 exons.
AAAAACACUCUCCUCUCCUCCUUUGACAUACAAUCUUUACUACCAAUGUCCUCCACAAGCAAUAAUAACUGCAUUAACCCUCAUGAAGUGAACCGCAUAUCCUGGAACGAAGCUGUCAUCGCCCAUAACAGCCACAAGGUAGACCAACACCUCUUUUUCAAGAAUAAGGGCUCGACGCUCUACAAGGAAGAAAAAGACAUUCUUGGGAAUCUAGUUGGUCUCAAAGUUUGCCAUCUGCAAUGCAAUGCUGGUCAGGAUACCCUCAGUCUCGUCACCACAUUAGGUGCACAGAACCCUGUCGGCAUCGACAUCAGUGACACAGCUAUUGCGUUUGCCACCCAGCUGGCCAAGGAUGCCGGUAUCGAGGCUACAUUUAUUCGAGCCGACAUCUUCGAUUAUUUUGAUGUCACAAACCCUGACCAAUUCGACAUGGUCUUUGCAAGUUACGGUGUCAUCAAUUGGUUGAAAGAUUUGAAGAAAUAUGCCGCAGGGGUGAACAAAAUUCUAAAACCUGGAGGACGCUAUCAUCUGAUCGAAUUCCAUCCAACAGCCUACAUCUUCAAUCCGGACUUAGUUCAUGAGUAUCCAUAUUCCAGCCAAGGCAACCCUAUUCAUGAGGAGGGCGGCGUCAAUGACUACGUCGCAUUGUCUGCACCUGAGGAUGGUGAUGAGCUCAUGCCGAACCUCAAGUAUGCGACUGGUAUCCAGGAUUUUCAAAAUAAGAACCCGAGCAUUGAAUUCUGUUGGGGCCUUGCAGACGUUAUUGGCCCCCUCGUUGCCAAUGGACUCCAUCUUACGGAGUUUAAGGAAUAUCCUUACUCCAAUUCCUUUAAAAUGUACAAGGAUAUGGUUGAAGAGAAGGUAGAGGAGGGUAUUCGAUGGCACUUCAAAGGACCCAUGUUGCCAUUUAUGUACUCUGUUUCGUUCAUUAAGCCUGUGCGAACAUGAUACAAGAUAAUCUCUUUUCCUUUAUUAAUACUAUUAAAG